Messenger RNA from Pan troglodytes (chimpanzee), 1781 nucleotides. Its product is annotated as ras GTPase-activating protein 4-like. Gene Ontology annotation, biological process: regulation of GTPase activity. Bases 208 to 1641 code for a protein of 477 amino acids. The transcript is spliced from 14 exons. Lineage: Eukaryota; Metazoa; Chordata; Mammalia; Primates; Hominidae. The record is from RefSeq and is a predicted model, not a curated record.
AAGCCGAGCAACUUGCCCAAGUCCUUCUUCUUUUCCCAUUAACAAGAUAUGAUAUCACCAAGCCAAACGUCAUCAUUAAGUUGGAGCAGGGAGAGGAGCUGUGGAUAACGGGAGGUGAAUUUCCAUGUCAACAUAGUCCAGAUCGUGAAGAAGUCAUGCUACCCACGCUGGAAUGAGACGUUUGAAUUUGAGCUGCAGGAGGGGGCCAUGGAGGCGCUGUGCUUGGAGGCCUGGGACUGGGACCUUGUCAGCCGAAACGACUUCCUGGGCAAAGUGGUGAUCGAUGUCCAGAGACUGCGGGUGGCGCAGCAGGAGGAGGGCUGGUUCCGGCUGCAGCCCGACCAGUCCAAGAGCCGGCGGCAUGACGAGGGCAACCUGGGCUCCUUGCAGCUGGAGGUUCGGCUGCGGGACGAGACGGUGCUGCCCUCCAGCUACUACCAGCCACUGGUGCACCUGCUGUGCCACGAGGUCAAGCUGGGCAUGCAGGGCCCAGGGCAGCUGAUCCCACUCAUCAAGGAGACAACCAGCACCGAGUGUCGCCAGGACGUGGCCAUGAACCUGCUCAAGCUCUUCCUGGGGCAGGGGCUGGCCAAGGACUUCCUGGACCUGCUCUUCCAGCUGGAGCUGAGUCGCACCAGUGAGACCAACACCCUGUUCCGGAGCAACUCUCUGGCCUCAAAGUCCAUGGAGUCUUUUCUGAAGGUGACCGGGAUGCAGUACCUGCACGGCGUCCUGGUCCCCAUCAUCAACAAGGUGUUUGAGGAGAAGAAGUACGUGGAGCUGGACCCCAGCAAAGUGGAAGUUGAGGAUGUAGGGUGCUCCGGGCUGCACCGCCCGCAGACCGAGGCCGAGGUGCUGGAGCAGAGCGCGCAGAUGCUGCGCGCCCACCUGGGGGCCCUGCUGAGCGCGCUCAGCCGCUCGGUUCGCGCGUGCCCCGCCGUGGUGCGCGCCACCUUCCGCCAGCUCUUCGGGCGCGUGCGCGAGCGCUUCCCCGGCGCCCAGCACGAGAAUGUACCGUUCAUCGCCGUCACCAGCUUCCUGUGCCUGCGCUUCUUCUCUCCCGCCAUCAUGUCGCCCAAGCUCUUCCACCUGCGGGAGCGCCACGCGGACGCCCGCACCAGCCGCACCCCGCUCCUGUUGGCCAAGGCAGUCCAGAACGUGGGCAACAUGGACACGCCGGCUUCCAGGGCCAAGGAGGCUUGGAUGGAGCCGCUGCAGCCCACCGUGCGCCAGGGCGUGGCGCAGCUGAAGGACUUCAUCAUCAAGCUCGUGGACAUCGAGGAGAAGGACGAGCUGGACCUGCAGCGGACGCUGAGUUUGCAGGCGCCACCUGUGAAGGAGGGGCCACUCUUCAUCCACAGGACCAAGGGCAAGGGCCCCCUCAUGUCCUCCUCCUUCAAGAAGCUCUACUUCUCCCUCACUACCGAGGCCCUCAGCUUCGCGAAGACGCCCAGCUCCAAGAAAAGCGCCCUCAUCAAGUUAGCCAACAUCCGGGCAGCGGAAAAGGUUGAGGAAAAGAGCUUUGGCAGCUUGCACGUCAUGCAGGUCAUCUACACGGACGACGCCGGCAGACCCCAGACUGCCUACCUGCAGUGCAAGGACAGCCACAGUGUAGAAGACCCUGUGCCCCUUCUGGGGUGAGGAGUACCAAGUGCACCUGCCGCCCACCUUCCACGCUGUGGCUUUCUACGUCAUGGAUGAGGAUGCCCUCAGCCGGGACGACGUUAUCGGAAAGGUCUGCCUUACAAGGGACACCAUAGCCUCUCACCCUAAGGGUAAGU